This is a messenger RNA of Argiope bruennichi, 378 nucleotides long. Its product is annotated as histone-lysine N-methyltransferase SETMAR-like. Gene Ontology annotation, molecular function: nucleic acid binding. The transcript has a single exon. The record is from RefSeq and is a predicted model, not a curated record. The coding region runs from base 1 to 378 and encodes 125 amino acids. NCBI's taxonomy places the organism in Eukaryota, Metazoa, Arthropoda, Arachnida, Araneae, Araneidae.
AUGGAUCCACCAACACCGAAAAAAUCCAAAGUGGUGCACGCCAGCUCCGGGAAAGUCAUGAUGACCUUUUAUUUUGACUGCAAAGGGCUGCCGCUCACUGACUUUCUGAAACACGGCACCACAAUUAAAGAACAGCGGUAUGGGGAAACUGCACAAAUUGAAGCGCGUCAUCAAGUCCAAACGUCCAAAAAUGUUGACGAAGGGCAGCAUUAUAAUCCUCAUGAUGUUGUAACUACGCUGCAGAAGUUUCGUAGGGAAGUCCUUAAACAUCCACCAUGCAGUCCAGAUCUCUGCCCAUGCGAUUACCAUAUUUUUAGAGCCCUGAAGAAAGACUUAUGUGGCCUACGAUUCAAUUCGAACGCAGAGGUGCAAGCCUAG